AUGGGGAAGAUAAUGUGGUAUCUGCCUCGGAAAUUCGUCUCUCCACUCGCGUUCAAGAUACUCGUCGGCAUAGAGCUGCCGUUUACAAUUGCAGUCCUUGCUCUGUUUGGCAUUGCGGCCCCAAAUCUAUAUAGGAAAAGGCUGUGGCAAGAUGGCGCCGAUAAUGGUUUUAAUAGCUCCCCAGAUGAACUGGUCUACAGAUUUGCGAAUUACGAGCCAUAUACGGUGCCCAGGCCGUGGACGCAAUUCUCUACCAAUUUCAACCUUGUGAUCUCAGUGUUGAGCACGUUCUUCCUCCUCGCCAAAACGCCGAUGUUUGUUUUGCACGUCUUCUACCCGCCUCUAUCUGUCCUGGUCCAUACCGUUUUGAUAGUACUGUAUUGUGUGUCUGCAGCGUGGCAAGCUGGAAGCGAUACUAGCGAUCCGGGGCACCCUCAAUCCGGCCCUCCGUGCGUGAUUUUCCUGGCUCACCUCGUCCUGGCCAUAAUAUCGUGCUUCCCGACAGAUGAGACCCGUGAAAGACAGCAAAAGAAGCUCGAGAAAAUCAGACACCUCGAAGAACUCAAGUCCCUCAAAUCACCCUGUUAUCCUAAUUUUAUGCAGGGGGAAAAUGGGCUAUUACAGCCGAUCACCCCGCGUACAAUGGCUUUCAACCAAUUGGGAGGCUCAAAUGACCUUCCAUUGCGAACCAAUCCAGCGCAGCCUGGCACCCCUGGCCAGCCGAUGAUGUAUUUCCCGCCGCCGCCAAAGAAAGCUACGACGAAGGAAAAGUCGGUAUUCGCCUGA
Messenger RNA from Uncinocarpus reesii 1704, 786 nucleotides. RefSeq lists its product as uncharacterized. Bases 1 to 786 code for a protein of 261 amino acids. The record is from RefSeq and is a predicted model, not a curated record. Lineage: Eukaryota; Fungi; Ascomycota; Eurotiomycetes; Onygenales; Onygenaceae. The transcript is spliced from 3 exons.